This is a messenger RNA of Drosophila subobscura, 1830 nucleotides long. RefSeq names its product arginyl-tRNA--protein transferase 1 (gene Ate1). The record is from RefSeq and is a predicted model, not a curated record. The transcript has 8 exons. The coding region runs from base 129 to 1574 and encodes 481 amino acids. Gene Ontology annotation, biological process: protein arginylation. NCBI's taxonomy places the organism in Eukaryota, Metazoa, Arthropoda, Insecta, Diptera, Drosophilidae. Gene Ontology annotation, cellular component: cytoplasm. Gene Ontology annotation, molecular function: arginyl-tRNA--protein transferase activity.
GAAAAGGUAAACAAAAUUCGAUCAACUGCAGUGUCAAAUUUCACAAGCGGGCGUUGUUUAGCAUAAAUUCUUUGUAUUUAUAAAAGCGGAAUGCUUACACUUUGUAUUUGAAUCGAUUAAAACAAAUCAUGAGUGUCAGUAUUGUGCAAUACUUUGGAAGCCAGCUCGGCAAAUGCGGCUACUGCACAGGCACAAACUGCAGCAAGUCCAACGGUAUGCACGCAUAUCGCUUGGACUGCCAAGACUACCAAGAUCUCAUCGAUCGGGGCUGGCGGCGAUGCGGCAACUAUUGCUACAAGUUAAAGAACAAGGAGACCUGUUGCCCCUGUUACACCAUCAAAUGUGACGCUUUGGAAUUCAAGCUGACGAAGUCAAACAAGCGAAUACUUCGCCGUAUGAAUCGAUUUUUGCGUGAUGGCAAACGUGACCCUGUCGAGCAGGCGGCACGCGCAGGAAACGACGAUGACGUAACUGAGGGUGCGAAUGCACCAGCCAGCGAGCCGCAGCCUCAGAUGCCCGAUAAGAGUCCGGCUGUAAUCAAUGUCGAGCAGGCCAUGUCACUCGCGCAGGCUCAAAAGUCCAAAGCAAAGCCGGCCGGUGCUGCACAGGUGCUUUUAGCCCAAUCGCCAUCGCUGGGAUCCAACAAAUCUGCAACGGCGAUCUCAAACAAGCCACGCAAAAAGGCCAAGCAAAUGCGAUUGGAACGCCGGCAGGCUAAAUUGGGCGAUACGAAGGAGCCACCCUCGCAGAAAGCUGCCACGCAGGAGAAGAGUUUGACAGACUUUUUAUCGGAGCCCGGCGAAAGUAACAAACAUCAGCUAAAGAUCGUUCUGGUCGCAUCCUCAGACACACAGCGCACUUGUGCCGAUGCUGUACUAGCGUUGUAUCGAAAAUAUCAAGUAGUCAUACACAAUGAUAAUCCCGCACGCCUCACCCUAGCUAGUAUGCAGCGGUUUUUGAUCAAGUCGGCCCUUAAGAACGAAAAGCCUGACGAUGGACCCGAGAUGGGCUAUGGCUCGUUCCACCAGCAGUAUUGGCUCGACGACAAGCUGAUUGCCGUGGGCGUGAUUGACAUCUUGCCGGGUUCGGUUAGCUCCGUGUACUUCUUCUAUGAUCCGGACUACAGUUUUCUCUCUCUGGGCACAUACGGCUCGCUAAGGGAAAUAGAUUUCGUGCAGACGAUUGCCGCCACCACGCCUGCUCUAAAAUAUUACUACAUGGGCUUUUACAUACACUCCUGUCCGAAGAUGCGCUACAAAGGAAAGCUCUCUGCCUCCUAUUUGCUUUGCCCAGAGACUUAUGUUUGGAUACUGCUCACCGACGUCAUUCGGUCUAAGCUGGAUGCCAACAAGUAUCAGCGACUAAAUGAUGAUGCAGCUGCUAGAGAUGUCAACGAAUUCUUAGUCGAGCAUUUAGAUGAAGUGAUGCUUCUGCUGGAUGCCAAAACAUGCAUGAAAUAUAAGAAUUAUGUGCAGAUUACUGGCACCGAUAGCGAUCGCGUUGAGAUUAUCGAGUACAGCGAGUUGGUGGGAAAAGUAUGCGCACACCGCAUGCUUUACGUUAACAUGGCCUGAGAGUCAAGUAGUUGAAGUAAUUUUAUUUGUUAAAUCUGUCCGUUUAAAGUCUAAAUUGAUCAGUCAGCAGCUAAUAACCUUUUGUCAAGCUAAAGUGUGCUCUAAAUUCUGCUUAAAAAAUAUCGAAAAUUGUUAAUUAAUAUGUUGUAAGCCAUGCCAAGAUAUAAUUAUGAUGUGAUUCGAUGGGUUAGCAUUUCAUUCAAAAUUAAUCUUUCUCUGAGAAUCGAAUUAAUAAACAUGAAAUUCAUUAGGAAAA